Molecule: messenger RNA, 1581 nt
Organism: Falco peregrinus (peregrine falcon)
Lineage: Eukaryota; Metazoa; Chordata; Aves; Falconiformes; Falconidae
Gene: GCM1
Product: glial cells missing transcription factor 1
Exons: 5
Coding region: 1-1206 (401 amino acids)
Biological process (GO): regulation of transcription by RNA polymerase II; gliogenesis
Cellular component (GO): nucleus
Molecular function (GO): RNA polymerase II cis-regulatory region sequence-specific DNA binding; DNA-binding transcription activator activity, RNA polymerase II-specific
Source: RefSeq, a predicted model, not a curated record
AUGCUGAAAGGUGCAGAUGAUGUUGUUAUGGAGCAGGAGGACUCUGCUUCCCAACAUGGAGAAAUUACAAGUUGGGAUAUCAAUGACAUCAAACUUCCCCAGGAUGUAAGACAAAUAGACUGGUUUCAAGAAUGGCCAGAUUCCUACAUAAAACGUAUCUAUAGCUCAGAGGAUAAAAAUGCUCAGAAGCAUCACAGCAGCUGGGCAAUGAGAAACACCAACAACCACAACUCUCGCAUCUUAAAAAAGUCCUGCCUUGGGGUGGUAGUCUGCGGCAAUGACUGCUCGACUUUGGAUGGGAGAAAGAUCUACCUAAGACCAGCCAUAUGUGAUAAAGCUAGGCAAAAACAACAGCGAAAAUGCUGCCCAAACUGCAAUGGACCCCUGCAGCUCCUUUCCUGCCGAGGCCAUGGUGGUUACCCAGUUACCAACUUCUGGAGGCAUGAAGGCCAAUUCAUAUUUUUUCAGUCCAAAGGAGCUCAUGACCAUCCACGUCCAGAAACAAAAAUAGAAGCAGAAGCAAGAAGAUCAGUCCAAAAAGCACAGACAGCUUUUUCUCCAUCUUAUCCAAGAUUAAAAAGAAUCCAGGAGACUGAGUCUCUGACAGGUGCAAUGCCGACGCAGAAGGCUUUGCCUUUGGUCCUUUCCAAGCCAGACGCUUACAUGCUACCCGCUAAUUUCAGGGGAUAUUUAAGCAAAAGCUCCCGGGAGCCCAUGCUGGACAGCUGCUGCGGGCGGCCGCCAUACCCAGGGGCAGCUGGGGAGGACGGGGGCUCCGGAGAGGCGUCGACCUGGAGCAGGAGCCCAGCCCUUGGGAGGACCCCCAGCGCCGGGAGGCCUGGCCGUGGCCCUGCCAUCCCGCUCUGUGCAGCCCCUUCCCCCCAGCACUGCGCCCACCCCGGCACCCAGCACGUCCUGCCCGUGACAAAGAGUAGCCAUCACCCCUUCAGGCCUAGUGCUGGCCCUUUGGGGGAUGAAUCCUGUGAGGAGAACCCCCCGCUGGCCCACAGCAGCAGCGGCCUCCCUCUGCCGCCCUACCCCGCGCCUGAGGGAAGCCCCUGCCCCAGGGCCAGCGGGGCACCACACCACCGCCCCUUCUGGGCACCUGCAAGGGGAAGUGGAGGAGAAGGGGGCGAGGGAGGGUGCUGUAUGGGUCUCAGCCACUGCAACGAUGACACGGCUUUUAACCUGUACCCAUUAUGGUGACCAGGUUUAAAUGUCUGCUCUCCCCUCUCCUCUGGCAACGGACACAAUUCUCCAUCCCUGUUGCAGCGUGGAUGUGAAACUGCUACCCAGCCGAUCCCCUCUUUAGCUCCUCUUGCAGGCCUCAGGAGAGGCUUUCAUACUUGAAGACAUGUCUUUGUUUAUUUUUAACUGUUACAUUUUCCCCCGCUACUUCAUUGACCUAAUAAAAGGUAUCAGCUCUUCUUACAGACUACCUCGCUGCCAUUCUGGUUUGGUAGCAUUUCAAUCCCCCUUGAUACUCAGUUUGUUCAAGCCUGUGAGACUGUGGAAAGUGCAGGUGGAUGACCUCAAGGACAGCAGCUGUUGUGUGCUAUCCUCUGCACUCUUCCAGCUUCU